Messenger RNA from Varanus komodoensis (Komodo dragon), 1929 nucleotides. RefSeq names its product zinc finger protein 330 (gene NOAZFP). Gene Ontology annotation, cellular component: nucleus. The coding region runs from base 182 to 1144 and encodes 320 amino acids. The transcript has 10 exons. The record is from RefSeq and is a predicted model, not a curated record. Lineage: Eukaryota; Metazoa; Chordata; Lepidosauria; Squamata; Varanidae. Gene Ontology annotation, molecular function: zinc ion binding.
AAAAUGGAGGCAGGAAGCUUCAGCGUCUGCUUCUGAGCAUGCUCAGCUCCUUCGAGCAUGCUCAGAUGAGGCAAGGGGUGAGUUUUUGAGGAGACCGCAAUUGUACAACGCACCACGCCGGCUUUCGUGCUCCCGCCUGAGGCUGGCUGGUGGCCGGCCAGGCAAGUCGAGAAAAUAAAGGAUGCCGAAGAAAAAGACAGGUGCUCGCAAGAAGGCUGAAAAUCGUAAAGAACGUGAGAAACAGAUCAGAGCUUCAAGGGGCAACAUCGAUCUGGCUAAACAUCCCUGCAAUGCUUCAAUGGAAUGUGACAAAUGUCAAAGACGGCAGAAAAAUAGAGCCUUUUGCUACUUUUGUAACUCUGUUCAAAAGCUGCCUAUUUGUGCCCAGUGUGGAAAGACUAAGUGUAUGAUGAAGUCUUCAGACUGUGUCAUAAAACAUGCUGGUGUGUACAGCACUGGGCUUGCAAUGGUGGGGGCAAUAUGUGAUUUCUGUGAAGCUUGGGUUUGCCAUGGCAGGAAAUGCCUUAGCACCCAUGCCUGUAUUUGUCCUCUUGCUGACGCAGAAUGCAUUGAGUGUGAGAGAGGUGUCUGGGAUCAUGGAGGCAGAAUAUUCAGCUGCUCUUUUUGCCAUAAUUUCCUGUGUGAAGACGAUCAGUUUGAACAUCAGGCCAGCUGCCAGGUUCUGGAAGCCGAGACUUUUAAAUGUGUUUCCUGUAAUCGACUUGGGCAGCAUUCAUGUCUUCGUUGUAAGGCCUGUUUCUGUGAUGAUCACACACGGAGCAAGGUUUUCAAACAUGAAAAGGGAAGACAGCCACCCUGCCCAAAGUGUGGGCAUGAAACGCAGGAGACCAAGGACCUCAGCAUGUCAACACGCUCUUUGAGGUUUGGCCGUCAGACAGGAGGUGAUGACGCUAAUGGAGCUUCUGGCUAUGAUGCUUAUUGGAAGAACCUUUCUGCUGGCAAAGAUGCAGGAGAUCGUGAUGAGGAGUAUGAUGAAUAUGAAGCAGAGGAGGAUGAAGAAGAGGAUGACAAUGAAGACGGUGGGAGGGAUUCAGAAACAGAGCCAGCUGAUGUGUUCAGUAACUUGAACUUGGGAAGGACCUAUGCUAGUGGCUAUGCACACUAUGAGGAGACUGCUGACUAAGGCUGUAGGCCCAAGCAUGCUUAACAAACGAAAGUCCUCCCGAUCAUAGUGGUGCUUUGGGUAAACAUACUAAGGAUCUGCCUGUAAGCCAUGCUUAGAGUGGAAGUAGAAUUUGAGAGGAACUCUGUGUCUGUUUAGUAAAUUUUAUAUAGGACACCGAAAUAAUUAGGCUUGCUUAUUAGAAAUCAAAGGGAAUGGAGCAGUUGCAGAUGAUCAAGAAAAAUGGUAUGGCUAGAAGGUUUGGAGAAGAAAAAGGCCAUGGAUUUACAUUGGUUCUGGGAAGUUAAUGCUCUCUUCACAGCAAGAGUCAGAAGUGCAAAAAGAGUAUGGCAUUUUCUGUUUCCAUGUGUUCAUCAGAAAUGAAAUUAUUUCCCUUGUGUAAUUUUAUGGUGGGUUUUGUCAUCAUGUUACAUAAAUUACAUAAGUAUUGGUGACAAUGGGACAUCUAUAAUUUUUAUAUAUUGGAAGCUGUCUUCUGUGAAAACUAGAUCUUUUUGCAUACAUAUUGAACUAGCCUGACCACAUGGGGAAAAUGCUUGCCACAACAGUUGUAUUUUUAAAAAAGGAAAUUAACUUUACUUUGACAUUUUUAUCAAGACCAAUUGAUAUAUUCUCUUACAAAGCACUUCUAGAGCAUUACCAGUCCUUCCCUUUUGAAUACUAUACACAAUUAUAGAGUUUACAACAAUUUGCAGUGACUAAAAUAAACUUUUGAUAUAUUUGUCAUUAUUAAAAUAUGCAUCUUCCUUACCUGAAUAAAGGCCAUUGCACUCUUUCAUUCCAAA